Molecule: messenger RNA, 2271 nt
Organism: Podospora anserina S mat+
Lineage: Eukaryota; Fungi; Ascomycota; Sordariomycetes; Sordariales; Podosporaceae
Exons: 3
Coding region: 1-2271 (756 amino acids)
Cellular component (GO): fungal-type vacuole membrane
Molecular function (GO): oligopeptide transmembrane transporter activity
Source: RefSeq, a predicted model, not a curated record
AUGGCUGACGAGGAGAAGAGGGCGCUCGAGACCAGCACGGCCUCGGGCACCAUUCGCCCAUUCUCUGAAGGCCAACCACCCAUCGAAGGUCCCAAUGAGCUCAAAACGGAGCUGACGGUUGGGAAUUCAGAAAAGGACCAUGGAUCCGACGAUCCCGAGGAGGAGGAGGAGGAUUUGUGGAAGCCGCUGAAGAUGGAAGCUGAUAUUCCCUAUGAGGAGAAUCCGCUUACCAUCAGAGCCGUUGUUGUUGGUUGCAUUUUGGGCUCUCUCGUCGCUGCUUCCAACUUGUACCUUGGUCUCAAAACUGGCUUCACCUUCAGCGCCAAUAUGUUUGGUGCCAUUUUCGGUUAUGGUAUCCUCAAGUUUAUGGAAAAGUCUGGUGGGCAGAUUCCCAUCAUCGGCGGUUUGUUCGGUCCGCAGGAAAACUCCAUCGUCCAGGCUGUCGCGACGGGUGCGGGUGGUACCGGCGGCAUCUUCGUCGCCGCCAUCCCCGCCAUGUACCGUCUCGGUGUGAUGCCCGAGGGCCACUCGCCCAUGGAUGACAUUGGUGCCAUCUUCACUAUCACCCUGGUUUGCUCCUUUGUGGGACUAUUCUACGUAACGCCUCUCCGCAAGUUCUUCAUUGUCCAGGUCGCCCGUGAGCUGAAGCUCAUGUUCCCCACGCCGACCGCCGUCGCCCUUACCAUCCGUUCCAUGCACGCCGGCGCUGCCGGUAGUCUUGACGCCAUGAAGAAGCUUAAGUGCCUCAUGAUCUGCUUCGUGGGAGCUCUGAUUCACCGUGUCGUCUCGUACUACGCCAUCGGCAUCCUGUACGACUGGCACUUCUUCACGUGGAUUCACAUCUGGAGCGGCUACACCAGCUGGGCGCUCAACAUUGAAUCCUGGGGCUGGUAUUUUGAAUGGACCCCGGCCUUUAUCGGUUCCGGCAUCUUGAUCGGUCUCAACCCCGCCAUUUCCAUGUUUGCCGGUGCCGUCAUUGCCUGGGGUCUUAUUGGUCCCCUGCUCGUGCACUACGGCGAAUGCAUCGGCAUCCAGCUGUCUGAGGAUCCCCAGUGGGACUCUUACUACAGUUUUGCCUCCCUCAGGAACCUCGGCACGGUUACGCCCUCUCCUCGAUACUGGCUUCUCUGGCCCGGUGUCAUGGUCAUGGUGUGCUCGUCCAUGGCCGAGCUCUUUGUCCAGUACAAGGUCAUUUGGAGCGGCGUCAGCACCAUCUGGAACCAGGGCUGCGGUGGCAUCAACGGAAUGUUGGUCAAGCGUGGCAAGUCCAGCAACUUCUUCGCCAAGCACGGCGCACCCAAGGUCAGGAGCGAGAGCAUGGUUGAGGACCCUUUCCCACCAGAGCAACAGGUCAAGAACUGGAUGUGGCUCGUUGGCCUUCUCGUGACGGUCGUCAUCUCCAUGAUCAUCUUCCACUUCCAGUGGGAGAUGAACCCCGGUCUUACCCUGUUGGCCAUCCUGCUUGCCUUCCUCUUCUCGUUCCUCGCCAUCCAGAUCGGCGCUGUUACCGACACGACCCCCCUGACGGCCGCCGCCAAGGCCUCGCAGCUCGUCUUUGGUGCUGCCACUUCGGGAGGUGGUUUCAGCAUCAAGCAUGCCCAGAAGCUCAACUUGGUGGCCGGUGGUAUCGCUUCUGGCGGUGCUGAUGUGGCUGCCGCCCUUGUCGGCGAUUUCAGAACCGGUUUCUUGAUCGGCACAUCGCCCAUCAAGCAGUGGGUUGGACAAUGCAUUGGCAGUUUCGUCUCGGUGUGGCUCGCACCAGGUCUGUUUGUCCUCUUCACGUCGGCCUACCCCUGCAUCUGGAAAGGUGAGGCCGAGGGUGAGAACUGCGCUUUCGACGUCCCCUCCGUGUCCGCCUGGGCUGCCGUGGCCGAGGCUGUCACGGACCCCAACGUCAAGAUUCCCUUUAGCAGCGGCAUGUUUGCCAUUGCCAUGGGUAUCUUGUCUGUUGCGCAGGUCGUCUUCCGUCAUUUUUACCUGGUGGGCGAGCGUGAAAAGUACCGCAAGUGGCUGCCCAACUGGGGUGCCAUCGCCCUCUCCUGGGUCAUCCCCGCCCCGGUGUUUGCCAACGCUGCGUUACUCGGUGCCAUCAUCGCCGCGCUAUGGAGGAAGUACAACAUGCGCACAUGGGACAUUUACGGCUAUGCUGUGGCAGCUGGUUUCAUUGCCGGCGAAGGUCUUGGUGGUGUUGUCGGCGCCGUCCUUACGCUGGCCGGCGUCGACGGAGCAGUCAAGGGCACACAGAUUGCCUGCCCACUCAACUCUUGCUGA